This is a messenger RNA of Candidula unifasciata, 333 nucleotides long. NCBI's taxonomy places the organism in Eukaryota, Metazoa, Mollusca, Gastropoda, Stylommatophora, Geomitridae. The record is from the annotation of a GenBank genome assembly.
GUGAAUUUAACCAUGGUGAAUGUUCCGAAACAGCGCCGCACAUUUUGCAAGGGCAAAAAAUGCAACAAGCACACAGUCCACAAAGUGACACAGUACAAGGCAGGGAAAGCAUCACUGUACGCACAAGGUAAAAGACGUUACGACCGGAAACAGAGUGGUUACGGUGGGCAGUCUAAGCCUGUGUUCAGAAAGAAGGCCAAGACCACAAAAAAGAUUGUGCUGCGUAUGGAAUGUACAGAAUGCAAAUACAGAAAACAGCUUCCCAUCAAGCGAUGCAAACACUUCGAGUUAGGAGGUGAUAAGAAGAGAAAGGGCCAGAUGAUCAUGUUCUAG